AGACACUGCCACCACCAUGGAGGGGAUUGUGACCAUGUAUCAGGACUUCAUGAAGAAAGCAGACCCCCGCAUUGCUGAUUAUCCACUGAUGCAGUCCCCGUUCCUUGUGAUGGGCAUCCUCCUGGCAUAUGUCUACUUUGUACUAUCCUUGGGUCCCCGGCUAAUGGCCAACAGGAAGCCUUUAAACCUGAAGAAGUUCAUGGUGCUAUACAACUUCUUUCUGGUGGGACUCUCACUUUACAUUGUCUAUGAGUUCCUGAUGGCAGGGUGGCUUACUGGGUACACCUGGCGGUGUGACCCUGUGGAUUUCUCACAGGACCCUAAGGCCCUCAGGAUGGUCAGUGUUGCUUGGCUCUUUGUCUUCUCCAAGUUCAUCGAACUGACAGACACGGUGAUCUUUGUCCUGCGAAAGAAGAAUGAACAGGUCACAUUCCUGCACCUCUUCCACCAUUCUGUCCUGCCUUGGAGCUGGUGGUGGGGAGCAAAGUUUGGUCCAGGGGGAAUGGGCUCAUUCCAUGCCAUGAUCAAUUCCAUGGUGCAUGUCGUCAUGUACUUGUACUAUGGGCUCUCAGCAGCGGGACCGGCGUUUCAGAAGUACCUGUGGUGGAAGAAGCACAUCACAGCCAUCCAGCUGGCGCAGUUCGUGAUUGUCUCCGUCCACAUCUCUCAGUAUUACUUCAUGCCCAGCUGCCAGUACCAGUUCCCCAUCUUCGUCCACCUCAUCUGGAUUUAUGGGACCAUCUUCUUCAUCCUCUUCUCCAACUUUUGGUACCAGUCCUACACUAAGGGCAAACGGUUGCCCAGGGUGGCUCAGCAAGCAGCCCAGCACAAUGGUAGCAGCAUCCAUGAGAAUGGCACUGUCACCAAUGGCAAGGUCAAAGCCAACUAGAGGGCAAGGCCCUCCCAGAGCCAAUGAGAGCCCCGGUGCAGAGGCAGCUGGGACCUGUUCCCCUGCUCCUGGGUGCUACUAGCCAAGUGCCUACAGACUGUUGUAUCCCUGUGCCCAGCCUUGCUGUCUUCUGUCUGCAUGCCCAGCCUCUCUGCUCUGAGCAGCCAUGGGCAACUUGUUCUGCUCCUGGGAGGGCUCGUCCUGUUUCUCAGUAUUGCUGAGCGGAGAGGCAGCUGCCUGCAUCACAGCUGUGGGGCUGCAGUCCCAUUCCAGUGUUUCCAAAGGAACUUCCCCCAAGUGCCUACAUCUGGCCCUUCUGCCUGGGGGCCAUUUCCUUCUGAGUAGGACCAAAAGAAGAAACUGAUCCCUGUCCUGGUGCCCUCUCUCUCCUGUCUUAUCAGAGCCUGUGUGGAUGAGCAGACUUGUCCCUGGCUGCUUGCUGCUGCCAGCUCAAGUGUGAGUGCUCCUGCUCUACCAUGCCUUGUGCCAUUUUGUUCCACACCACAGUGCUGCAUGUCCCUUCUGGUUCCUCUGCCCAGGUCGGGGGGUCCUGCCCCAGCGUAUCUGUGCUCAGGUGUGGCUGUGGAGAAUGUAGGGGUGGAGUGUUUGGGUCUUGAGGGCCCAGACCUGCCCAGUACAGCACACACGCCCUGUGCCUUGUGUGUAGCAGGGGUUGUGACAGCCUGAAAUGCCUCCCCACACAAUAAGCCCAGGUUGCCUUGCCUUUCUGUGCCUGGGCUGGGUGCUUGGUGUGUGCUUUAGCCACACUUACCUGAUCCUGUAUGGCGGCUGGUGGCUUGCUCCAGAGUGGGGGAAGCCAAGCUCAGCCUUGUCUUGGACCACUUCCAUUCCUGCAGACUCAAGACUUGAGCAAUAAUUGCCCCUAGAAUCAGAUCCUGGGCUCUCCUGCUUGGGACCAGCCCGGCUCUGGCCCAGUUUGAGCACAACGGAGGAUGGUUUUAGCGUGCCCUGCUGUGGUGUAGCAGUGAGCACCUCUUGCCUCUGUGGAUCUGACUGGGCCUGGGUGAAGGUGUACAGCAGGGUGGCAGCAGCUCUCCUGGGCCUUGUGCCCGUCACCUGCUCUGGCUGUAACCCAAACUAUGCUGAUGGCCUUGAGGAGGUGAAGGAGCCGGGCCCUGACAGAUUGGGCUGCUCUUCUAUCACAAAUAAACAGACAGAAGGGGAAAUG
This is a messenger RNA of Apaloderma vittatum (bar-tailed trogon), 2078 nucleotides long. RefSeq names its product ELOVL fatty acid elongase 1 (gene ELOVL1). The coding region runs from base 17 to 889 and encodes 290 amino acids. Lineage: Eukaryota; Metazoa; Chordata; Aves; Trogoniformes; Trogonidae. The transcript is spliced from 7 exons. The record is from RefSeq and is a predicted model, not a curated record. Gene Ontology annotation, molecular function: fatty acid elongase activity. Gene Ontology annotation, biological process: fatty acid elongation, polyunsaturated fatty acid; fatty acid elongation, saturated fatty acid; sphingolipid biosynthetic process. Gene Ontology annotation, cellular component: endoplasmic reticulum membrane; endoplasmic reticulum.